Molecule: messenger RNA, 1656 nt
Organism: Brettanomyces bruxellensis
Lineage: Eukaryota; Fungi; Ascomycota; Pichiomycetes; Pichiales; Pichiaceae
Exons: 1
Coding region: 1-1656 (551 amino acids)
Biological process (GO): transmembrane transport
Cellular component (GO): membrane
Molecular function (GO): transmembrane transporter activity
Source: RefSeq, a predicted model, not a curated record
AUGUCAAUUUUCAGUUCCCUUAAGGAGUUUUGGAAUAGCCUAAAAACGGCUGAUCCACUGACUUUGAGAACAGAAUAUAUUGAUAUUGAUGUCAAACGGGAAAGAAAGCCAAUUAGGAAAACCACAAAAUUUCAAAAGCACCCCUUCUUCACUGUUUUCAAUUUCUACCCCUCAAAUUACAGUACGGCAGAAAAGAAGCUCCUUCUAAAAUUCGAUAUUAGUGUUUUUUUAUUUAUGUGUGCUUCAACUUUUACUAAGAACCUUGAUAAUGCUAAUAUCUCUACUGCAUAUGUGUCAGGUAUGAAGGAGGACAUUCAUGUUGUUGGAAAUGAGCUUAACAUUUUUAGUACAAUGUAUACCGUUGGUUAUGCUCUCUUUCAAAUUCCACUUACAUUACUUAUAACUAAGCCACAGCUUUCUCGAUAUUUACUUAUACUAUGUGAAUUUGCGUGGGGAAUUCUUACACUUGGAAAUGCAUUUGUAAAGACCCCUCAACAAGUCUACGCAAUUAGGUUUUUAAUUGGUGUUACUGAAGCUUGUUCGUAUCCAGCAUCAUAUGUUAUAUUUAGCUCAUACUUGACUGAUCAGGAACUAUUUACGAGGGCCGGAUUUUAUGGUGCAUUUGGCACCGCAGGAAGUGCCGUUAGUGGUAGCUUGCAAACAAGAAUGAGAGAUAGUUUAGAAGGAGUGUGUGGACUUGCUGGAUGGAGAUGGCAAUUCAUCAUGGAUUUUGUUUUAACAAUGGGGGUUACAGUAUAUGGGUUUUUCUUAUUUCCAGGAAUUCCAACCUCAUGUAGGAAGUUUGGCUUAUUUACUGAAGACGAUAUGAUAUUUGCAAGAAAGAGGGUGGAAAAAAAAAUUGCUAUCCCAAGAAAAUUUGACAGAAAGGCAUUGAAGGAGACGUUUGGUACUUGGCAACUAUAUGUUUUUACCAUAUUACAAACUUUGCAUCAUUCGUGUUACUAUUUCAAUGGUGGAAAGCUUUAUAUGGCAUCAAGAAAAGAUUUAUAUACCACUGAUGAUGUUACAAACUGGCAUACAUACAUGAGUCUCAUUGGUAUUCCUUGCGCUAUCUUUAUCUCUCCAUUGGUUGAAUGGCUUGGUAAAUUACCUGUUGUAUUCGUGAUUUACAUUAUUGGUUAUUAUGCGGCUAUAGUUACAGUAGUUUGGAAUGUCAAGGAAUCAGUUCUAUUAUCUUCAUUUUUCUUGAUUCAUGUGGUCCGUGAUGGGCUUUCUCAAGUUUAUUAUGCUUGGGCUGCUUCUCUAUGCAGGGAUGAUGUUGAAAAGAAGGCAUUAGUCCUUUCAAUCAUGCAGGCAAUAUGUUAUGCUACUAAUUCCUGGGUCACCCCUCUUCAAUACAACACUAAAUGGUCACCUAGAUUUAAAGUUGGGUACAUAGCUAAUCUAGUCAUAGUGAUAUGUACCAGUAUUUGGUUUGUCGUCACGUGGAUUUUCGAUCAUUACGAUCUACAACUAAUUCCAAAAUAUGCUGGUCAUAGGCAUCUUGAUAAAGAAGGUAACAUGCAGGCUUCAGAAUCACAAUUACUCAAUGACAAUAUUAUCAACAUCGGAAAUGAGAAUGUUCAAAGAACUGAUUCAUCAUGUUCACUUAUUCAAUCGGUGACAUACCUUUCUAGCACUAAAGAAAAAAAAUAA